UCAUGGCAAUAAAUCUUUGCUUAACUAAAUCAUUUCUCUGAUAAAAGAGAGUUCUUUUUCCUUUGGCAUUCCAAUGCAUACAAGGAAAGGACAUUGCCCCACAUUUCGCUUUCAUUUGGGGUUGAGGCUUUAGCCCCUUCAGUCAUUUUAUGGCGCUCUGAUCUUUAUUAUUGUUAUUACUAUUAUUGCUUUUUUGGCCUUUUUUGAGAAUUGUGCUUUGCCUAUAUCCCCCCCUCUCUUUCCUCUUCUCUUCCCCACUCUGUUCUCCCCAUUCCCAUAAUCUCAACCCACAAACACAACUCUCUUUAAUUUUGUUUCUUUUCUUCAUCUGGGUUUGCUUUUUUCUACCUUGUUUUUGUGAUUUUUCUCUGUACUUCUUCUUCUUGUGAACCCCCCAUGCACUGCGUACCCAUUUCAUUCUCUCUCCGUUCCAUUGAUUUUCUCCAUAUGUUACCAUAAACUUUUGAAUUUCAACAGCAAUACGUUUCUGUUAUGGCAUUGAAGAGGCUGUUUAUUGUUAUGUUCUUUGUCUGUUUGGGAAGUUGGAGAAGCUAUGCACAAGAAGGUGGAGAAGCUCCAAUGGAGAAAACAGAGCUGGAUUCUCUGUUCUCUGCAAUACAGGGAUUUGUCGGUAAUUGGUGGAAUGGCUCAGAUCUCUACCCAGAUCCUUGUGGGUGGACUCCAAUACAGGGGGUUUCUUGUGAUAUAUUUGAUGGGCUUUGGUAUGUCACUGCACUAAACAUUGGACCAACUCAUGACAACUCUCUAGCUUGUUCCCCAAAUGCCCAUUUCAGACAGCAAUUGUUUGAACUCAAACACCUUAAAACUCUGUCCUUCUUCAGCUGCUUUGUCUCAACAAAAGGGAACAAUUCUGUUUCACUCCCAACUGGAGAAUGGGUUAAACUCGCCGGAAGUUUAGAAUCUCUUGAGUUCAGAUCAAACGCUGCCCUCGCCGGACAAAUUCCGGCCAAUUUUGGGAGUCUAUCAAAGCUGCAAUCUUUGGUUCUAUUACAGAACGGAUUCGUGGGUGAAAUACCAGAAAGUUUUGGCGAUUUGAUCAAAUUGAAGCGAUUGGUUCUUGCUGAGAACUCGCUCACUGGUCCAAUUGCUCAAAAUCUAGGCAGGCUGAGCGAGCUACUGAUUUUGGAUUUGAGUAGAAAUUUGCUGUCGGGUUCUUUGCCGCCGAGUUUGGGAAAUUUGACUUCCCUUUUGAAGCUUGAUCUGAGUGACAACAAAUUGAGUGGAAUUUUGCCGAGUGAACUCGGCGAUAUGAGAAAUUUGACGCUUUUGGAUCUGAGCAACAACAGUUUCAACGGUGGAUUGAGACAGUCGUUUGAGAAGAUGAAUUCCUUAGAAGAAAUUAUCUUAUCCAACAAUCCAAUUGGGGGAGAACUCAAGAGCAUAAACUGGAAAAAUCUACAAAAUUUAGCCAUUUUGGAUCUUUCCGACAUGAGUUUGAUAGGGGAAAUUCCAGAUUCAUUGUCUGAAUUGAAAAGUCUAAGGUUUCUGGGACUUAGCCACAACAAUCUAACCGGAAACCCCUCGCCAAAACUUGCAACUCUGCCCUUUGUUAGCGCAAUUUACUUGUUUGGAAACAAUUUGUCUGGAGACCUUAAAUUCUCCGAAAAGUUUUACGGGAAAAUGGGAAGGAGAUUUGGGGCAUGGGAUAAUCCGAAUUUGUGUUACCCCAUAGGAAUGUUUGGAGCAAACAAUGCUCCAUAUGGUGUGAGGCCAUGUGAGGGGGAAGAAGAAGUGGCGAAAUUAGUAAAGAAACCCAUUUCCAAGACGAAUUUGGAUAUGGGGAAUCGGAAUUUGGCUGUUUCAAAGGGUUGUUCUGGGAUUGGAAUUGAAGGAUUCUGGUGGAAAUUUGUGGGGAAGACAUUAACGAUGGCGUUGUUAAUGAAUAUGAAUAUGUUGCUAUGAAAUAGAAACAGAGGUUUGUUUUCUUAAAAGUGUUUGGUGUGAAUUUCAAGCUGACGUCCUAACAAAAUGUUACUUCUUUUUUUCAAACAGAAAAGAAGAAAAAGAAGUUAAAAUGGUUAUUUGUAAUAGAGUUUAGUUAGUUGUUUCGAUUUCAA
This is a messenger RNA of Benincasa hispida (wax gourd), 2078 nucleotides long. RefSeq names its product piriformospora indica-insensitive protein 2-like. Gene Ontology annotation, molecular function: protein binding. The record is from RefSeq and is a predicted model, not a curated record. Lineage: Eukaryota; Viridiplantae; Streptophyta; Magnoliopsida; Cucurbitales; Cucurbitaceae.